CUUGCUUGUUCAUCAGCCUCAUGCAGUAUUCUGCAAUGGCAUUGGCAUCGGCCGCCGUGCGGAUGCUUCGGUGAUGGCCAUGUUGAUCGGAAGUAUCGCCAUAGUGGCGAUUCCGAUUCUUUUCGCUGCUAUUUUCUUUCCGGAUAAUCCAGCCCUGGAGGUCUCCUAUCCCGCGUCUCCACCAAGAAGACGGCUGACGGACCGACCCACGGAGGCUCUGCUGGCCGACGCGCUUCGCAGCGGCCCAUGCCUGAAACCCACCAGGGUCGUUCUCACACUGUCGACCUCUGCUGAUAGAGAUGCGCGACCAACAGUGCAAUCUCUUGUGGAUCAAAGCUGUCCCGUCGAUGCGCUGUAUCUUUUUGUCAUGGGCGACUCCAGUGCCGAGCCGAGCAGAUCGCUGCGAGAGGUGAAAGCGAUGAGCGACAUUAUUAUCGUGAAAAAGAUGGCACGGCGCAGUUCCAAUCUCUUGGCUGCCCUGGAGGAAGAACGCGAUCCAAGUACAUGGAUCAUCACUGUGGAAGAUGAUGUGGUGUAUCAAAGGGACAUGGUGCUGGCACUGGUGGUGGCAGCAGCUGCAUUACCGAGCAAUGUGGCGCCAGCUUUCUGGUGUGCACAAGCCUUUGUCCGGGUCGGCAGCUUGAGAUACAGCGGUCUUCCUGCUGGAAGUUCUGAAGGAACGGUUUUUGGAUGGUGUUACAGCUUCGCAGGUGUGCUAUACAAGCGAUGGUUCUUCGAUGACCAAGUCUUUCUCCUAGACAACGCAGGCUAUUUGGCUCCGGAUGCAUGCGUCAAACAUGGCGACGUUUGGGCAGGAGGCCACAUGCUGAGCAAGGGUCACGGGGAGUUCUACCUGGUAAAUCCUGGCUUCAUGUCUUUCACUGGAGGAAUGCAAACGGCCUUUGGUCGAGGUUUGAUACGAGACUCAGAGGCCCACUGUGCCAGUUGGUUCGCUGCCUAUUGGGGCGUCUUCGCUGAGGGCAGGCCGGCCAAUAUCUACAGACAUCCUCACUUUCAACGGCGAGAGAAGGACCUGAAGAUGCUGUCCAUGUUUGGCGACUUGAAUCGGAACGGAUCCUUCCUGGAAUCCAGAGCUCUGGAUGGGAGAAACAACUCGUUGAGCUUCUUCUUUGAGAAGGAACUGGGCUGGCGAGGCAUCUUGAUCGAACCCUCAGAGAUCCAGCCUCCUUUGUUGGGAGAUAGGAAUGGAUCUCUGGUGAUGCAAACUGCCAUCUGUGGUCAGGCCGGUGCGAAGCGUACCUGGCUGGAGGCAUUUGAUGGCAAAUCCAAUUUGCCAGGUGUUGCAGCCUUUGAGGAUUCUCUCGAGAAAGAGUUCGUGAGGUUGAUGGACUUCACUCGGGAAGUGCGACGAACACCCUUGAGAUGUCGACAGCUGAAGGAUAUUCUGCAACAGGCUGAAAUGCCGAAAUUGCAUUUCUUGGCUUUAGAUUGCAGUUGGGAUGCUAUGGAUAUCCUUUCCAAGUUUAACUUUCAGGACCAUGACAUUGAUGUGAUCUAUUUGGAGGUGACGCGGUCAAAAUGCCGAUUUCUGACGCGCUGGACACAUCCUUUCAGGUCUUGGUCCUGGUCCUGCGAAAAGAUCUUUGAAAAGCCGCUGAAAGACCUACUUGCUUCCAAUAGUUAUAUCCUGGUUGACACGAUUUUGGUUGAUAUUGGUGGACUUCCGAGCUUGGCACUCAAGCAGUUUUUCUUUCACUAUGCAAUGCAUGUGACGGUGGGGCUCUUUUUCCGUCGCGAAUCCCCUGAGCCGGAGCCCCUUCAGGAGAUGGCAAGGGAUGAGGUUAUCUCCUCGUACAAGUGUGCCCAGGAUGGGCAGAACUUUGAAAUCUGUGAGCUGCCUGCCCACAAUGGCUAGGAGUCGUAGCUGGCCACGAAAAAAAACAAGGGCUGCUUCUGGUAAGACAUUUGGGAUUU
Molecule: messenger RNA, 1935 nt
Organism: Cladocopium goreaui
Lineage: Eukaryota; Dinophyceae; Suessiales; Symbiodiniaceae
Source: the annotation of a GenBank genome assembly